This is a messenger RNA of Pipistrellus nathusii (Nathusius's pipistrelle), 348 nucleotides long. NCBI's taxonomy places the organism in Eukaryota, Metazoa, Chordata, Mammalia, Chiroptera, Vespertilionidae. The record is from the annotation of a GenBank genome assembly.
AUGGUGCUCCUCCUGCCCUGGCUCUCGCGGUGUCGCCGCCUCCUCCUGCCUUCCAGGCCGCCGGCCCCUGGCGGCUCCCGGAGAUGCUGCUCUCAGAGCCCCAGGACCAGCACAAAGGAGCAGGCCGGCUCCAGCGGCCGCGGGAAGACAAGGCCCCCCGCCCCGGGCCCCGGGCUCCCUGCUGAGCUGGCCCAGGCGGAGGAGCUGCUGGAGCAGCAGCUGGAGCUGGCCCAGGCCCUGCAGGAAGGGCAGGAGGGGGCCUGGGAGGCGCAGGCCCUGGUGCUCAAGACACAGAAGCUGAAGGAGCAGAUGAGGAGACUCCGAGAGAGCCUGGGAGGAGGAACCUAG